AUGCUCUCAUUCCGUAAAAUCGUGUGUUCCGAGGCAGCGAAGUCUUUUUACGGUCUCGCGUGUCUCCAAGAACUCACGCUCGGCCGUAAAAAGACUAAAGCUCAGAAAAAUCAAACACCUCGAAAGAGGACGAGGACAGCCUUCACUAGCUAUCAACUGUUGGAGCUGGAGAAGCAAUUCAAUGUUUCAAAAUAUUUAAAUCGACCCCGCAGAGUUGAAUUGUCAAUGAUUUUGUCCCUAACCGAGCGACAAAUCAAAAUUUGGUUCCAAAACAGGAGGAUGAAGAACAAAAAAGACAAACAAUCAUCAUCUCUGAAGAAAUCUGAUGAUGAUUGUGAAAAGCAGAACUGCCUUCAGUACCCUAUUGAGGUUUCAAAUUACCAGAUAGAGCCACAAAUGGUUCAAGAUCAGAAUUUUUGUUAUAAAGAUCAAAUAGAGUAUCCUUCUUGGCAGGGAAAUUCUUAUCAGUACCAACAUAGUUUCCAAUCCAAUUCCUAUCCAUAUGAAUUUAACCAACAGAAAAAUAUCCAAUGCAUACAGUAUGAGAACCACUACGUUUCCGGAGUCGAAAAUUACCAGAUGGAGCAAGAAUUGGCUCAAGAGCAGGACUUUUGUAAGGAACAGAGGCUAGAGAAUUCUUAUCAGGAAAAUUCAUACCAGGACAAACAAUGUGAAUUUCAGGAUUCCGUUUAUACCUCGUAUCAGUACCAAGAAUCUGCUGUUUUUCAAUACCAGGUUCCUCAGGAGAACAGGUAUUCUUCCGAGCCAGAAGUACAUGUAUUUGAUGAUGUCAAUUUUUCAUUAGAAAAUAACACCAAUUUUCAACAACCGCUUUUAUGUUUUUCGGCAAAAGACAAUAACAGUUGA
Molecule: messenger RNA, 867 nt
Organism: Belonocnema kinseyi
Lineage: Eukaryota; Metazoa; Arthropoda; Insecta; Hymenoptera; Cynipidae
Product: homeobox protein Hox-B3
Exons: 2
Coding region: 1-867 (288 amino acids)
Biological process (GO): regulation of transcription by RNA polymerase II
Cellular component (GO): nucleus
Molecular function (GO): DNA-binding transcription factor activity, RNA polymerase II-specific; RNA polymerase II cis-regulatory region sequence-specific DNA binding
Source: RefSeq, a predicted model, not a curated record